GUGUAACAUUCAGCGGAAGUAAAUAAAACAAAGGCGCCACGGGAGGUUAAUCUAUGAGUUAAACCUCGAGCCACAUUUACUGUAGCCUACAUUAGACAACAAUGUGUUCAGUUGAGUCUUUGAGAGAGUUUGUCAACGAGCGACUAACUGCUGCUGCUGAAGAAAUAUUGGGAGUUUUUAAAAGAAGCAUCGUCGAGUACGAGGAAGAGAUCGAUCGUCAGCGCAGACUGUUGGAUAUCGUUUUGAAGCCUGAAAUAAAGUUACACAGGACAGAGCUCCCACAGCAACAUGUGUGUAAGGAGGAGGAGGUUGUCCCUGAGCAGCAGCUCUGUAUUGAGGAGAGGAAGUCCAGUGUGGACCAAGAGGAGCCAGAGCCUCCACAGAUUAAAGAGGAAGAGGAGGAAGUGUGCAGCAGUCAGGAGGGAGAGCAGCUUGUAGUGAAGCAGGAGACUGAUGGCUUCAUGUUGACUCCUGCUGAUGAGGAAAGUGAGCAGAGUGAAGAUCAGACUCUGGACUUCAUUCAUGAUGACACUCAAAGUGCAGCAGAGAAAGAGUCUGUUGUCAUUAUACCAGUUAUAAGCUCUGUGAUACCAACCAGUGAGCACCAGCUGCUCUGUCACAACUCUGAUGUAGCUGAGAGCCAAGAUGAGGAAGAAUACCAGCAUGGAGACUCAGGAUCAACUAGAAACACAGAGCUUCAAGCAGAGAAAAGACAUCAUGAAAGUGAAAUGAACAGUAACAGUCCACACACCUCUGCUGUGAUAAACUUAAAUACAGGUAAAAAGCCUUUAAAAUGUGACAUAUGUGGGAAAGGUUUUGAGCGCAAGUCAAAAUUGCAGAGACACCUGAACAGCCACACAGGUGAGAAGCCGUUUUCUUGCAAAACAUGCGGGAAAAGAUUCAGUCAGAAGUCAGGAUUGGAAAGGCACAUGACAAUCCACACAGGUGAGAAGCCGUUUUCUUGCAAAACAUGUGGGAAAAGAUUCAGUGACACAUCAGCAUUGAGCGCUCAUAUAAGAACCCACACAGGUGAAAAGCCCUACCUUUGCAAGACCUGCGGGACAAGAUUCAGUCAGAAGUCAGGACUGGAAAGGCACAUGACAAUCCACACAGGUGAGAAACCGUAUACAUGUAAAGUAUGUGGGAGAGCUUUCGGACGUAAUGAUGUCUUGUUAGGCCACAUGAGGACUCAUUCAGGGGAGAAGCCGUAUACUUGUAAAGUAUGUGGGAGAGCUUUCAGACGUAAUGGUGACUUGAAAGUCCACAUGAGAAUCCACACAGGUGAGAGGCCAUGCCUUUGCAAGACCUGCGGGAAAAGAUUCAGGGAUGUGUCCACAUUGACAAAGCACAUGAGAGUCCACACAGGAGAGAAGCUGUAUACAUGCAAAACGCGUGGGAGAGGUUUUACAGGGAAACAUUGCCUGAUUAGCCACAUGAGAAACCACACAGGUGAGAAGCCGUAUACUUGUAAAGUUUGUGGGAGAGCUUUCAGACGUAAUGCUGACUUGUUAGGCCACAUGAGGACUCAUUCAGGGGAGAAGCCGUAUACUUGUAAAGUUUGUGGGAGAGCUUUCGGACGUAGUGAUGUCUUGUUAGUCCACAUGAGGACUCAUUCAGGGGAGAAGCCGUAUACUUGCAAAACAUGUGGGAGACAUUUCAGAUCUAGCAGUAACUUGACAAUCCACAUGAGAACACACACAGGUGUAAAGGUGCAUCACUUGAGCACAGAGGUUCCAGUUGAAGUCACACAUAUACAGGAGAGAGACUGUUUACAUGCAAAACAUGUGGCAGAGCUUUCAGAGGCCUGUUCCAUAAAGCAUGCUAAGAAAAGUGGGGAGACAACAAUGUGUUCAGUUGAGUCUUUGAGAGAGUUUGUCAACGAGCGACUAACUGCUGCUGCUGAAGAAAUAUUGGGAGUUUUUAAAAGAAGCAUCGUCGAGUACGAGGAAGAGAUCGAUCGUCAGCGCAGACUGUUGGAUAUCGUUUUGAAGCCUGAAAUAAAGUUACACAGGACAGAGCUCCCACAGCAACAUGUGUGUAAGGAGGAGGAGGUUGUCCCUGAGCAGCAGCUCUGUAUUGAGGAGAGGAAGUCCAGUGUGGACCAAGAGGAGCCAGAGCCUCCACAGAUUAAAGAGGAAGAGGAGGAAGUGUGCAGCAGUCAGGAGGGAGAGCAGCUUGUAGUGAAGCAGGAGACUGAUGGCUUCAUGUUGAUUCCUGCUGAUGAGGAAAGUGAGCAGAGUGAAGAUCAGACUCUGGACUUCAUUCAUGAUGACACUCAAAGUGCAGCAAAGAAAGAGUCUGUAUUUAAAAUGCCAGUUAUAAGCUCUGUGAUAUCAGAAGCAACCAGUGAGCACCAGCUGCUCUGUCACAACUCUGAUGUAGCUGAGAGCCAAGAUGAGGAAGAAUACCAGCAUGGAGACUCAGGAUCAACUAGAAACACAGAGCUUCAAGCAGAGAAAAGACAUCAUGAAAGUGAAAUGAACAGUAACAGUCCACACACCUCUGCUGUGAUAAACUUAAAUACAGGUAAAAAGCCUUUAAAAUGUGAAAUAUGUGGGAAAGGUUUUGAGCGCAAGUCAAAAUUGCAGAGACACCUGAACAGCCACACAGGUGAGAAGCCGUUUUCUUGCAAAACAUGUGGGAAAAGAUUCAGUGACACAUCAGCAUUGAACACUCAUAUAAGAACCCACACAGGUGAGAGGCCCUACCUUUGCAAGACCUGCGGGAAAAGAUUCAGUGAGAAGUCAGUUUUCAAAAGGCAUUGUAGAAUCCACACAGGUGAGAAGCCGUAUACUUGUAACAUAUGUGGGAGAGCUUUUGGACGUAAUGGUUACUUGUUAGUCCACAUGAGGACUCAUUCAGGUGAGAAGCCGUAUACUUGUAACGUAUGUGGGAGAGCUUUCGGACGUAAUGGUGACUUGUUAGUCCACAUGAGGACUCAUUCAGGGGAGAAGCCGUAUACUUGCAAAACAUGUGGGAGACACUUCAGAUCUAGCAGUAACUUGACAGGCCACAUGAGAACACACACAGGUGUAAAGGUGCAUCACUUGAGCACAGAGGUUCCAGUUGAAGUCACACAUAUACAGGAGAGAGACUGUUUACAUGCAAAACAUGUGGCAGAACUUUCAGAGGCCUGUUCCAUAAAGCAUGCUAAGAAAAGUGGGGAGUGAAGUCCAAAUCCUGAAUUUUAAUUGAAAUUGCAGGUCUGGAAAAGUUAAACUAGUGAGAUAAAGAACAAAAGGAGGAGACUGCUUUAAAGUUUGAAUGAAUUUUAUACUUGCAAGAGUCCUGGAAAACCUGGAAAAGUCAUGGAAUUAGUCAAAAUCAUUAUAAGUCACAGAACUUGUUUGUGUAUAAUGAAAUUAUUAGAAUCAUCUUCAGUGGAUAACCCUCCAUAUAAUGUAACAUAAUGGCAAAUUCAUUUUCUGAAGCUGGCGUCUUAAUGUAGCUUUAAUAUGCGUCGAUGUGUGACAAUGUUUGUUUACCAUCAGGUGUGUUUUGUCAUUUUCUCCCUCAGUUUGUCUCUCCCUUCCUGUGUGCCAAUUAUGUUUACAUAGAGUUUGAAUCUCAUGUUUGAAAAAUGCCGGGCAAGUGGGGAAAGAAAAAGAAAAUUCUUCAUGAAGAGUCCUUGAAAAGUCAUGAAAAAGUUUGGAAAUAUUGUCCAUGAAAAUGUGAGCGGAACCUGUAAUUAAAAGUAUGACUGAUUUUGCAGUGAGCACAGUAAUAAACUGAUCCCAGAAGA
This is a messenger RNA of Epinephelus lanceolatus (giant grouper), 3742 nucleotides long. NCBI's taxonomy places the organism in Eukaryota, Metazoa, Chordata, Actinopteri, Perciformes, Serranidae. The record is from RefSeq and is a predicted model, not a curated record.